AACUGAAAGCACGAAACGAGAAAAAAUGAAAUAAAACCGACAGCUCCGAAAAGUUUUCUUUAGAUCGUGCGGUAUUUCAAACGAUAUUCGGACGAAAUUAAAAUUUCAUCGGUCGGCCGCACGCCCCCAGUUGUUCUCGGAAUUAUGAUCGAUAUCAUUUUCACGCGCUGCAGCGGCCCACGCACGCAAAUUUGAUUUUCAUGUCGACUUCUCGCUAACGAGGGGCAAUACAACAAACAAUACUCUCGCGAGGAUAUAUACAAGCGCUCUACCGAUUCAAGAAGAAGGAAGUGAACAUAUAGGGAUGCCACGCAGCAAACGCAGAGGGUCCACCAGUACAAAUCAUAAUCAUGCUCCCUUCGAUAUGUCAAUGCCUAGUGCACAUGAUGAGAAUUUACCUAGGCAUCCUUCAAAACGGUUAAGACAUACCUCUAGCACCAGACGUUAUUCAAAAAACGAAGAUGUAUCCAAUACAUCGACGUUUUCUCAAAAGCGUUGUAUCGCUUGGUUUAGAGAAUAUACCUCACCGGACGAUGUAGACACUCUCGGCCCAGAAGGAAUGGAAAAGUUCUGCGAGGAUAUCGGUGUAGAACCUGAAAAUGUAGUGAUGCUCGUGCUUGCGUACAGAAUGAACGCGCGCCAAAUGGGGUUUUUUACGAUGACCGAGUGGUUGAAAGGUUUCUCGGAACUUCAGUGCGAUUCUAUUAGUAAAGUACAACAAAAGCUCGAGUACCUAAGGAAUCAAUUAAACGACCCAUACACGUUUAAGGGGAUCUACAGAUAUGCUUACGACUUUGCCAGAGAUAAGGAUCAACGGAGUAUGGACAUGGAAACGGCGAGAGUAAUGUUACAGCUGCUCUUGGGAAAACAUUGGCCAUUAUUCACACAGUUUGCUCAGUUCCUAGAUCAAUCGAAGUACAAAGUGAUCAAUAAAGAUCAAUGGUGCAACAUAUUAGAAUUUUCACGUACAAUUAAUCAUGAUUUAUCCAAUUAUGAUUUAGAUGGAGCGUGGCCAGUAAUGCUCGAUGAAUUUGUCGAAUGGUUGAAAAUUCAACGGGGGGAGGAAGCAUCAUCGAUAGAAGCAAGAGGCAGCUGAAACAUCUUAUGAAAAUAGUCUAUUGAACUAAGAACAAUUCUUUUUUUAUCAUGAUAUUUUGUUAAUAACGGAAUUUGUUUAUAAAUCAUAACCAUACGACGUUCAAUUACCAUCUCAUUCGUAUUCUCUUUUUUUUUUAUUAAACGGUAAUGUAUUGUGUAAGUAGCUUAUCGUAAUAUGAUUUACAGUAUCUUCUAUACGCUCGGUCGAGAAAAUCCUCGUUUGACUGCUCCGGUUACUUCUCAUCACUUACAAUUAAUCCAGGGUUUGUCGGAACUCUUGUGAUUAAAAAUAAAACUAUUUUGAUAUAAGAUUUACUUGUGCAAUUUAUAAAAAUAAUUUGAGAUAUCAAAUUCAAUAAGUGAGCUGAUAUGACAAUUGUCAAAUCAAGUAAUAUCUUAAGGUAAUGAUUGCCAUUGACUUCCAAUGAUUGUAGACUGCACAUUUUAUGUUAUUGCGAAUUAAACGUUUUUACUACGUACUUCUUAAUAAUAAAUUAAAUGGAUUAUUUAAAUAUAAACCUAUAAGCAGCCAUGUAUAACUUGCACAUUCCACUGACUUUAUUUGGUAAUACGCUCAACUUUGCAUUCUUUAUGAUUUUCUGGAACUAAUUCUGUUGAGGCAUUGUUAGCUUCUCGUGUAAGUAGCUUAUCUGUAUCAUCAAAUCUUAUGUGGACAACAAAGUUUUCUACAAAAUUUAGGCGUGUACAAUAUUGUCAAAAAAAA
Ooceraea biroi (clonal raider ant) is the source of this 1822-nucleotide messenger RNA. It is a transcript of the gene SCCRO4, whose product is annotated as DCN1-like protein SCCRO4. Gene Ontology annotation, molecular function: ubiquitin-like protein binding; ubiquitin conjugating enzyme binding; cullin family protein binding. Lineage: Eukaryota; Metazoa; Arthropoda; Insecta; Hymenoptera; Formicidae. Gene Ontology annotation, biological process: protein neddylation. The record is from RefSeq and is a predicted model, not a curated record. Gene Ontology annotation, cellular component: ubiquitin ligase complex.